Molecule: messenger RNA, 3709 nt
Organism: Patiria miniata (bat star)
Lineage: Eukaryota; Metazoa; Echinodermata; Asteroidea; Valvatida; Asterinidae
Product: endophilin-B1-like
Exons: 10
Coding region: 193-1296 (367 amino acids)
Biological process (GO): membrane organization
Cellular component (GO): cytoplasm; membrane
Molecular function (GO): protein binding
Source: RefSeq, a predicted model, not a curated record
CCUUUUCAUUGAACCCCGGAAGCAUUUAACGUACGCACGACUGUGUACCUGUGUACGUGUAAUUUUUUCUCGACGAAAUCUCACCCAGUGAUGGCUACUUAACACCGCAAUUUGAAGUACCUGCCAUCUAAUUUCAAGGGUUAAGUCACCCGUAAAUAGCCAGAUUACAGUGGUCUGCGAGCGAACAGUGGCAUGACAUCGCAAACCAUGGAAAAUGUGAAGAAAUUCGCGGGGCAGGCUGGUACAUUUUUUACACGAGCGAGACAGUACACAGAGGAGAAACUGGGCAGUGCUGAGAAGACUGAACUGGACGCUCAGUUUGAGAACCUGCAGCAGAGAGCUGACCGCACCAAAUUAUGGACGGAGCGUAUCCUAUCACGCACAGAGGCAGUCCUACAGCCAAACCCAAGCCGACGUAUGGAGGAUUUCUUGAACACCAAGCUGGAUCGUAAGGUGCAGGACAGGGAGACCAACUUUGAUGGUUGCGGGGCAACGAUGAUCGAAGCAGGCAACGAGCUGGGGCCAGGCACCCAGUAUGGUGCGGCUCUUGUGCAAUGCGGAAGCACCCAGAAGAAGAUGGGUCAGUUUGAGAAGGAGUUCAUGCAGUCCGCUAUCACCAACUUCAUCAAUCCACUGCACAACUUCUUGGAUGCGGACAUGAAGACUAUCAGCAAAGAGCGCAAAAUCUUAGAGAACAAGCGACUGGAUUUGGAUGCUGCCAAGGGCAAACUGCGCAAGGCCAAGAGCCCAGAGUCAUCCAAACUUCCAAACAGUGAAGACUUGAUUCGUACAGCUGAAGCAGAGCUGCGUGUGGCUCAGUCAGAGUUCGACCGACAGUAUGAGAUCACCAAACUGCUUCUGGAAGGGAUCAGCAGUGCCCACUCCAACCAUCUCAGUCGACUGCAAUACUUCAUCGAGGCCCAGCAGGCCUACUAUGAGCAGUGCUUGAAGGCCAUGACGGAACUCCAGAGUCAGAUGGCCAAUAUCCCUGGGUCGUUGGGAAACAUCCGCCCCUAUAACCCUCCCCAGGCUGCGGGUAAUUCCUCCACAACCCCCUCCGCGCCACCUAUAGGGGGCGACAUACUGCAAGACAGCCCCACAGACCCGCAAAGUGGCAGGCGAAAGGCCCGGGUGCUGUACGACUACGAUGCGUCAGACCCGACAGAACUGUCCUGUCUCGCAGAUGAGGUGAUGACAGUGUACAGCCUGCCUGGCAUGGACAAAGAUUGGAUGAUGGCAGAGAGGGGGAGCCAGCAGGGCAGGGUACCGCUCACUUAUCUUGAAAUGAUAUCCUGAACGAGACCAGUCAUUAAAAAAAAAAGAAGAUAAUCAAUUAUAGUAAAUGUUCUGUUUUUUUCUGUUUUUACAUUUUAUUCUCCUAACACUUAUAUAACUUAGGCUGUUAAGCUGUUUGGUCUUUGCGACCUUUUUUUUAUGAUGCUUUCUAAUGGAAAUAAAGACUUUUAUGAGUGCAAUGGUAAGAAUAAUUUCAUGAGGUGACAGAUGGGAGGUUAACCUUCUACAAGGCGAAUGGAACAUUCCAUCUGUCACUGAAUGAAAUUCUUCUUUCCACUGCACGAAUGUGAAGCAUUCGUUAUUUGUUUUAUGCAAUGCCUGAAUGAAUCCUCGUCUUCUAAUUGGUAAAAAAUGUGACUGUGGCAAAGGAAUUCAGUUUGAAAUUCGGUGCAACCAGGCCGCGAAUUGUUUUUUUUCCAAAAGACAUCCAUCCUCUGUUUGGUCUAUUACAUGCAUAUCUAAUGCCGUGUUCUCCACAACACAAACCCAAGAUAGGCUUAACGUCUUGUGAGAAAUGUUCCUUCCUCACUUUAGUUAUGUAAAAGGUAAAAUGAGAAGAAGUGAAAAAUGCUCAUUGGGAUUCGAACUCACCUCACCUGAUUAGAAGUCGGGACUACUUCAACCAGUCCACGAAUGAGCUGCCAAUCGUCGGUGAUUUAAACACCUUUAUUCCUUGUUAUAUAACUUAUUCUCUAAAGCCCUGGACAUCAUGAAUAUGCAUAACGCAGAGAGAGAAUGCAUCCUCUUUUGAUAUUGUCGGAUGUCAUUUGGGAAAAACAAUUUGCAACCAGGCCAUGGGUAGGGACGAAUAAUUUAAUGAUGGUGAUUAACAACCCACUAAUUAGAUGACGGGUGUUUAUUCAGGCAUUGUGUAAUGGAUGAUAUGACAUAUCAAUAACCCAGAUAUAAACAAAAAUAUAUUGUUUAACAGAGCUGGACAUUGUUUUAAUACAUCAUCAUUCAGAACAACCUCAAUUUAAAAACAGACAGUCGCAUAAAAGUUGCAAAAAAAAAGGAGAUAAGUAUUUCACUUGGACAAUGGAAAAUAAGGAUUUCUUUUUGCAUGUGUAUUUUUCUUGACUUCACCCUGUAAAUACGACUUCUGCCUAGUUAUUUUGCACUUUAUGCAAGUAUUUUAGUCAAAUCAUAAAGGCAUUUGAGAUAAAUUAUACUCAAAAAUUUCAACACCUUAUUUUGAUGUUUGUUUGGGGACUUGAACGAUCAGAACUUCUGAAAGAUGCCUGAGAAAUAUAAACAGGGAGUUGGAAUUAAAAAGAUGGCUGGUGUACAUGAACCAGUAUUCCAUCUGGCAUGAUGUUAUGUUAACAAGUUUUAAGGGGAAAUAUUUUUCAAAAUUAAAAAUAAAAGAACAGAAGUAAUGAAAUUCCAGAAUAAAUUGGUUGUGACGGCCAAUGAAUAGAUUUACAAAAGUUAAUUAUGGAAUCAAGCUCGUGGUAGUUUUACUUCAUAAUAUUGCUGGAGAUAAUAUUGGUCUUCCAUUUUAAACACGAUUUUGAGUAUGGGCCCAAUUUAGUGUAGCAUUGCAUUGGAACAAAUGUAUCGUGCAUGUAAUACUGUCCAUGUUGUGUAAGUGUUAAGUUAGUGUCGUGUAAAUGCAAGAAAUAGUGCUCCAACAUCUUUUGUUCCAAAGUUUGUUUCAACUUUAACUUCAUUCAACUUGCCACUGUAAACACCUUUUAUGUUCCUCAAUUGUUUCCCCUUUGUUCGAGUAUUCCUUCAACUCCUGUGUAUUUUACAUUGUUAUUAUUCGAAGUUAUUAUCAACAAAAAUGUAAAAUGAUGUAAUCAUGGUUUCUUUGAAUUAGAAUCCAUAUUUAUUCAUUUUUUUUUUAUAGCUAGCUCGUUAAAUUUGAUUCCGAAAAAGCUUUUGGAGACGCGAGAUUGAUUAACGUUGUAGUUCUGUGUGGGUAAAGUGUACUGGUCGGAAGGUGUUAUGAGGUAGUGUACAUUUUGAAUAUUUAUGAACUAAACGUGACGCACUAUAUUUUAGAGUUCACCAGACCACCAAAACACUAAAAAUAAAUUGGCUCGUAUAAAGGGACGUUGUUGAUAACCUGGGGCCAGUCUUUUAGAUCAGAGUACAUUUCAAAAAUCUGAAAAAUAGGCCGUAUAUGUGCUUAGCACCAAAAAGUGCACUUACAGAAGAGAUUUUCUGGCAAAUGAUGCCAUAAGGAUAGCCCUUGAACUAUGAACACAAUGCCCCGAAUUUCCCUCAUUUACCUUGUAGAAAUGUUUUUUGUUUCAUGACAUUUACCAAACAAGUGCAAUUGUAUUAUUCCAAACUGGACAUCGUUCAUACCGACGUAUAAGACGCUGUUGUAGAUAGGGCAGAUACAUUUGUGUAGAUGAUCAUAAGAAUAAAGGCACAGCAUUCCAAAGUGCAUUGAAGCAGA